Messenger RNA from Talaromyces atroroseus, 1191 nucleotides. RefSeq lists its product as hypothetical. The coding region runs from base 1 to 1191 and encodes 396 amino acids. The record is from RefSeq and is a predicted model, not a curated record. Lineage: Eukaryota; Fungi; Ascomycota; Eurotiomycetes; Eurotiales; Trichocomaceae. The transcript has a single exon.
AUGAAGAGCACCUCGGCUCUGGGCGUGAAGCGGUGGAUGAUUUCCAAACUCAACCCUCCACUGCCCCAAACGCCUCGAGAGUCUCAGCAGCUGUUGUCGGCAUUGACUUCUUCGUUCCGUCGCCAACUCGAUGCUGCAGACACCAACUCGGCUGCUCAAUCCACAAACCAACACCUGCAGACUAUCUUGCAGAAUCCUCUCUUUCGCGUCGUUCCCUCCAAGCCGUCCUAUCCUCCAUUGGGGUUACAAGACGAAAAUGCGAGUCGGAAAAAGAAAAUGGCGGAAGCCCCAAUGGCUUUUUUCGAUGAUCUUGCCGCAGCUGGCAUGCUUGGAUUCAAUGAUGUCCGCGAUUGUCUGAAGGCUCAGUUAGCUUUGUUCGAUAUGGCGUCGAGAGACGUGCGAGACCAGAUGAAAAAUACAGGCGCGGGGAAGAAAGUGAUUGAGUGGUUCUGGACAUCAGAUUCUUUUGCACGUUUUGCCUUAUUCAAAUAUACUAACAUAUUUGAGUGCGCUGUCGGGUUCAUGGUGGCGGAAGGCCUUCAUGACCAGAUCAACUCCCUUAUCCGAGAACUGGGUCGACUCGCCGCUCGCCAGACGAAUAUGAGCGAAGAAAAUAGAAGGCGAUUGUUUGGUAAAGUUUUCCGCCAUUACAUUAAUGCCGACAUCCACUAUGGCAAGGGGCUUACUGCCGCCUUGCAGACGUUCAAUAUGUUCUGCUCCGUGACGAAACCGGAGAAGAAGGAUAUGUUCGUUGCCAGUACUUUUUUUAUUGGUCGAUUCAUAGUUAAACAGAAGGACAGCGAACAGUUCAGGGCUGUCUCCGUCGCGGUCUUUGAUGACUUUUGCAAGAAUUUGGGUGGAAUACCUGAUCCGGAGGUCCGGCUCUGGCAUCAUGCUAUGCAAUUAUACCAUCCUUCACAUCCUGAUGCUCGGCCUAUCCUCAGACAUGCACAGGACCAUCACGAUCAUGAAACUUCCCCUUUCUUCGGAGCCAGAAAAGAUGAUACGAUUCAAGUUUACCUGGAUGCAAUGCGCUUCUUGAUAGAACAGAAAAAGCACAAGGACGCCUUACGACUCUCCACAUAUAUUGAAAAACUCUUAUCCGAUCAGCAAGCUACCGAUGUCAAAUUUCACGAUCACUCACCCGAGCUAAGCGAGCUCAUGGUGCGGGCAAAUCUAGCUCUUGGCUGA